GGCCAAGGCCCCGGCAUGAAGCUCGCCGUGUUGGACUUGGGAUCUCUCUUUGCCAAAAUCUUCAAGUCCUCGACGGCAGCGUCCCCCGCCGUCCCGUCGCCGGUCGCCCCGUCCAGCCUCCCCGGAGGCGCCGCCGAGGGCGCCCCGCUCGCCAUGGCUCCGCCCUCCACCCUCUUCCCCUCGCUGGCUCCCGAGUCCUCGCGGGGUCCACCCACCCCCGUGCACCCUGCCCUCACCUGCUCCCACCCCAGGGGCUCGGCAGAAGUCCAGCGGUCCCCCUUCUCCCUGCCCGGUAGCCCGCGAACAGCCAAAGUCCAGCCCGCGCCGGGCGCCCCCGGCUCCCCCAGCCACCUCGGCGCCCUGGCGCGCUCGCCCCCCGGCCCCGGCGGCGUCUGGGCUGCGGUGCCCUGGGUCGCCGGCCCCGCGGGCUGCAGCGGCGGCGUGGCGGCGGCGGCGAGUCCGCGGAACCCUCGCCAGCCCGGCCCCGGAGAGCGCGAGCCCAGCGCCUGGAUGGGCCCCGGGCCUGGCCCCAAGACCUUGUUCUUCACCUUGCCGGACAUCGGGGAGGAGUGGGCUUCGGGCAGUGACUCGGAGGACCGCGAAGAAGGAAGAGGACUGUCAGAAGGCCCUAGGAAACCCAGUGUGCUUUUGGAAAGCAAAGACUCUUUACCUGCAAACUUUACAAGGAAUGUGCAGAAAGCCAUUGAUAAAUACACCAGUGAAUCCUCCACAUUCUCCUCCAGCGGGAGUCGCACACCUACAGAGGCCCACAACUCAUGGCCGGGGUCUUCCACACAGAGUUCCACCGCUGGUCUGUCUACAGAGAGGAGCUCGGUUUAUUCCUGGAGAGAUGAUGAAUUUGACAAAGUCAAUGCACAGAAAGUGCAGCAGCUGUUCUGGGAGGUGGAGGAAAUGUUAUUUGAAGGGAAAGUGAGUCCCCAAACCCAGAAUCUGCUGGCGGAGUGCAGCCAGUGGGCAGAAAGAUCUCUCCAUCUGAGGGUGUUAGGAAGACAGCUCAUACCUCCAACCGAUGAGGGCUUCCGGCACUUCCAGAGGAGUGAGGCUGCUUCUGCCCACCACAGGCCUCUACCUGCUGCCCCUGAGCAGAGUGGCAAUGUCAGAGAGUUGUGCAUCUCUGGCUGCCAAAUAAUCCCAGCUGCCUUCCCACCUUCUGCCCUGCCAGGCCCUGAGGGCACAGGGAUUGCUGACCUCCACGCAUGUCCAUCCCUGGAAGAAGAAGUUUAUAAUGAGGAUGGGAAGUUUGAAGAGUAUUUUGCCUUUGAUGGAAAAGACAAUGGUGACGAACAGCUGGGACAAACAUCAGUUCAUCAUGGCAGAAAGUGGAAUAAACACGGGCUUCCUCCUGUGUCUCCGCAUGACUGUAUCAAAGAUGCCGUGGCAGCAGAAGUGUUUGAUCAUGUCUGGAAAAAUGUGGUAGAAAUACUCCAAGAGCUGAUUCGAAAAACUUGGGAAGCUACGGUCACAGAAGGAAAAAAGCAGAACGAAAAACUGAAAGUAGCUGAGAACAGAGCUUCCAAUGUGUAUAUCUCCCGGGUCAGCACUGAGGUGGCCAGCGUCCCCCCGUCUAGAAGUUCUGAAACUCGUGGCAUGUCACUAGCCUCUCAUCUCCAUCCUCCUCAGAUCCAUCGCUUCUCCAACAAUUUCUACAGUGAUUUGAAUGGUGUGAUGACAAUUCAAGCCAAACCGCUCCAGCAAAGGCCUUCCUACUCCACAGACAGAACACAGAAUGAACAAGAGGACAGAUUAUCUGGUGUGGGAGCCAGUGCUCUUUCCUAUACCCGGGCCUGCCUGGGACGAAUCUCAGAUACUCGUGGUUUACAGACUUCGGGCAAGAAAACAGCAGUGCACAGGAGGCUGCCUUCUUUGCCUUCAGAAUCACAGAGACUAAAAACUCCCAAUGUGUACAGCGAUGAGAUUCUCAGAGGAACCAAACUGCAGACUGGCCUAGAUCACCUGUCUUCCCCAGCAGUUCAAGCUUCCCGGAAUAGAUUACCCCCAAUAGGCUCAGAAGUUGGGGAACAGAACACAGCAGUUUCUGGAUCUCGCUUUGUUUCCUACAGAGGAAAGCACCCACAAAACCGUGUACUGAGUGCACUGCCUGACAGCACAGAGCGCUCACCUCUUCGAGAAAGAACCAUUACCUUGGAACAGCGUUCAAGGCCCAGCACAACUCAUACAUUCCGGUCAGAUACACCUCGGAAAGGUUCGUUGACACCCAUGGAGUUUACUGGUCACACAUGGACCGGGCAAAGUCUUUUAACAGGUUCACAAUAUAUGCCUAAAUCUUUUCAGAGGACAACUUUGACUUCAAGGAAGAGGUUCCAAGUGGCAUCUUGAAACUGUGUGCCCCAGAGUUAUGGACUUACUGGGGCCUUCAAAAACCCAAACCACAAGUAUUAUACUAUAUAUCUAUUAAUCUGCUUGUCUUACAUUCUGACAUGUGAGACUUGCUGAGAGAAAUGUAAACCAAUACGUUGACAUAAUGUUUUCAUUGUACAGAGAAUAAAAGUUGAAAUGACUA
Messenger RNA from Dipodomys spectabilis (banner-tailed kangaroo rat), 2542 nucleotides. It is a transcript of the gene Fam149a, whose product is annotated as family with sequence similarity 149 member A. NCBI's taxonomy places the organism in Eukaryota, Metazoa, Chordata, Mammalia, Rodentia, Heteromyidae. The transcript has 14 exons. Bases 16 to 2358 code for a protein of 780 amino acids. The record is from RefSeq and is a predicted model, not a curated record.